CACUCACUAAUCCUCCUGUAUCUUCCCUGGCUUGGCUCUCCUGCAACGACCCCUACCGCCAUUGCUUCCUGUAAUCAUGGGCAAUCAAUCAUCCUUUGUCUGCUCCGCAUCGGUGGGAUUCAUUCGCGAUGACUUCCUCGAACGGUCCACCACAUUUCGAAUACCAUGAUGGAGCCUUAAGCUGGGGCACGACGAAGCUCCUAGACGAAAAUAUCAUCUGUGUUACUACCGACCACAGCCAGAGCACGAUCUUCAGUCUGACUGCUACUGAAGAGGGCUCGCAGAAACAAUUCGAGCUUCAAAUCACGAAUACAACAUCCCUUCCACCAGAGUUCCUCAACCGACAUCUGCUCAAAGGUCUGCCAGCUUAUCUACAUCCUGACGAUAAUGUCAUCCACGUCCUGAUUUCAACCUUGUCUGGCACUGGCCUCGCCCCAAGCUUCUUUGAUGAUGUGCUACAUCCAGUCCUGCUAGGCAUAGGGCUUUUAGACUCAAGCUACCACGUCCUGCGUACCGAGAAUACGAACUCCGUCGCCGAAUUUGCAAAAGCUACACUGCUGCCAGCAGCCGCUGCAGGAAAGAAGCAGACAGUUUUGAUACUCAGCGGUGAUGGUGGACUGGUGGAUACUGUCAAUGGAAUCCUGGAGGAGGGAAACCCGCCAAGCACAUACAGGCGGCCGGUUCUUGCUCAGCUGCCACUAGGGACCGGCAAUGCUCUCUUCCAUUCCUUACACAAACCAACGAGCGCUGGUGUGCCAUCGCUCUAUAUCCAAGGUCUCCGAACGCUUCUUCACGGAACUCCAAGACCACUUCCUAUAUUCCGGGCAACCUUCUCUCCUAGUGCAAGACUUCUCACGAAUGAAGCACGAACUGCAAGUCCUCUGAAAAACAAUACAUUAUAUGGUGCUGUAGUGGCUAGUUAUGGUCUGCAUUCCACACUUGUGGCGGAUUCGGAUACCACAGAAUAUCGGAAGCAUGGGGACAAGAGGUUUGGUCUUGUUGCAAAUGAUCUUCUUUUUCCUGAUGAUGGUACUCGACCGCACGCAUACUUGGCCGAAGUCGUCUUGAGUUAUGACGGGCACAAGGAUACCGUCCCGAGGGGAGAGCAUGGCUAUGUUCUUGCAACCUUGGUCUCUAACUUGGAGAAGACCUUCACAAUAUCUCCUGAGAGUGCUCCAUUCGAUCGAGCUCUGAGGGUGGUUCACUUUGGCGCUCUAAGUGGAGAGGAAACUAUGGAAAUCAUGAAAGCUGCUUAUGAUGACGGGAAACAUGUCCAGUCAGACGAAGUUGGCUACGAAAAUGUUGAAAGCAUGAGGAUCAAUUUCAAAGAAAGCGGUGAAAGCUGGAAAUGGAGGAGGUGUUGUGUCGACGGUUCGAUUGUCGGAGUCGAAGAAGGAGGCUGGAUGGAAGUGAGUCUCCUUGGCAGUGGCGAGGAAGUUGUCGACGUGGUCGCAGACCCGUAACGCCUUUGGGACCGAUUCCAUCAAGUGUCUCGAAGGUGGCAAUACGAGAAACUCGCAACUUACUUUGCAAAUCCAACAGUCGAUCUUCUAAUGCUUCUCAUACAUUCAAAACUCUGCUCAUUUCUAGCCUUGUGGCAAGUGUCUGCAAGGCUCAGUCGAGGUACGCAUUCGCAGCCGUUACGUGUGUUCCUCACUUUCGCCCAUGAGAUUUCGCAAAAUGGGGAAGCUCGGCCCUCGUUCCAUUGAGAGAUCGUCUCAGCAGAUGUUAGUCAGUCAUCUAGAUGAUAUGUCUGAUACAGGAGUAUAAAUUGAGGAGCUUUGGUAGAUCAGGUCUAUGAAAUAGGGUUUAGACACGGUACCUCGGCGGGGAUGGUCCGUCGUACCGGAUGCCGCUUCAAUGAACCUCUUGACGUUAGAAUCUUUGGAUAAUGCUAGUAGACUAUUCAUAGACAUGUCCCUG
Mollisia scopiformis is the source of this 1923-nucleotide messenger RNA. RefSeq lists its product as uncharacterized. Gene Ontology annotation, cellular component: cytoplasm; membrane; intracellular membrane-bounded organelle. Gene Ontology annotation, biological process: sphingosine biosynthetic process. NCBI's taxonomy places the organism in Eukaryota, Fungi, Ascomycota, Leotiomycetes, Helotiales, Mollisiaceae. The transcript is spliced from 2 exons. The record is from RefSeq and is a predicted model, not a curated record. The coding region runs from base 129 to 1463 and encodes 444 amino acids.